CACUGUUUCCAUUCAGCUGAAGCCAUACAAGAGCUUAAAAUAUAGACAUCGGCCAGUGUGUUCGACUCCAGGAAGAAAACAAGAUUGCUUUGGAGAAAGUUUGCAGAUUUCCAGAAGCCCGUCCUGGCUGCUGCUUGUGUUGAGGGACAGAGGAAUGGCCAUACCGACCAUGACUGACUCCAGCAGGCUUGAUCUGGAUGAACGGACCUCAACGUCACACACAGAGUGUGGAGAGGAGCCUGAUCUCCAGCCAAGAGCUUUGAAGGAACCUCAGGCAGUGGGUGCAGAAGACACUGGAAUAUCAGACAUCAUCGUGUCGAGGGGUGAGGAAUAUCAAAAGUCUGGCUUUACAAGUAAAGAAGACAGCAACAUCCAGUCGUGCAUCAGCAGCAGGUCAGAUGCAGAAAGAGAGAAGAAAUCUACUGCUUGCUGCUUCAGAAAACGUCACAGGAAACACCGAACAGAGUUUACAGACACGAGGAAUACAAGGGAGACGUGUAGAAAAGACAGAGCAAGAAUGAGAAGAAAUUCUCCAGACCAGAAGACCAGCGGCUUCUCAAGAUGCUCCAAAGAUCAAGACGCGUUCUCAUCCCGACCUCAGCAGGUCACUCCAGAUCUCCAUCUGUGGAAGUGUCCUCAAGAUGCUGGUGUUUCCCGUCUCUGCCUUCACAAGCUGGAGGUCGACUUUCCUUCAACCUUUGAGUCUCGCAGUUUGGAACCAAACCUCGACUCUGAGCUUGCAUAUAUUUAUGCUGAAAGCAUCAAAGGAUGCGACUCUUCCUGUUGCACUACUCCAGGAGACUGUAAUACCCACAAUCCCUUUGUCAAAACUGAACGAGACCCUGAAUCUGUCUGGAACAGCUUUGAGGAAGAAUAUGAAGACUUAGAUUGGGAUUUAUACAUGUCUGCACACAGUACAGCGGCGACUGCAGGUUCCAGAUUGAACGCUUUAGAUGACUUUGACUUUGACUCGACUUGUAUUUAUACAGACUGGGAAAGGAGAGCCGACAGUGCAGAAACCGAGCAGGGUUACAGUCCAGCCGAAGCAGAGUGGGGCUCUGAGUGUUCAUGGGACUCUUACUGUACCACAGACAGACAAACCAGCAGCUGGGAUUCAGACGGCUGCCGUUUAGAGGCUCUCGGUGAUAGAAAAUGUCUAGACGGAUGGCCUGAAUUGUCUCUGCCAGGAUUUGAGGGCUGCUUUGACUGCUGGGAUGUAGUUGGAGACGUUUGCAGAGACACAGAGAACGAUUCGGAGACUUUUUGCACCAGACGGGAUACAGGUGAACUCUGGGGUGUCGUGACUCAAAUGGACCGCUGGGAUUUCUCUGAGUUUUUCUGUGAGAUGAUUAAAGAAGUGACGCAGGAGAAAGACACAGAGGAAAUGAACGUAAAUGAGGGGUUUCUGUUCCACCCUAAGCAGUACCUCCAGGUGAAGAACUCGGAAUAUCGAGAAGGUCAUGAAUAUUCAUUUCUCCGUCACAUUCAAAACGGCUCAUAUGGAGACGUCUUCAGCAUUCGGGACAAACAAACAGGAUUUACGUGUGCUGCCAAAAAAGUGAAUAUCCAUUUCUUAUCCAAUUAAUUAAUAAGCCUAAAUAUCUCUGCAUGCAUCUCUGCAUAUUCUUGCAUGCAAAGUUGUUGAAAGAAAACCUGUGACUCUCUGAUUAUUUCCUAACUGAUCCAAUGCAUUGCUCUCUUGUGA
Molecule: messenger RNA, 1705 nt
Organism: Cyprinus carpio (common carp)
Lineage: Eukaryota; Metazoa; Chordata; Actinopteri; Cypriniformes; Cyprinidae
Exons: 5
Coding region: 155-1585 (476 amino acids)
Source: RefSeq, a predicted model, not a curated record